AUUAUCUAUUUUAUCUUUUUGCAACCUCGUUUCCAGUCUUUCCUGUUGUGCAGAAGACAUGGGUACUGGAAAGAAGUUGAGGUUAAUCUUUUUGGUUAAAAGUCCUGUGUUCUCGCUUAUUUUUUCCUUUUCAAACAGAAAACAUUUUAGAGUUACAAUAAAUUUUUAGCAAAUCUUAACGUCCUUAGUUCCCAAUAUUUAUUAUUAUCGAAUUGGCCUCCUCCACUUUUAAGGCCCGGCCUUGGCUCUAGCGUACAUAUGUUGAAAUAAUCCUAAUACUGUUGAUUUCUUUGCAAUUAACCAAUUGGUUAUUGCUGCAUAUUGAAAAGUAUGACGUCAAUUUAUUUUAACACAUGACGUCAAAUUAUAAAUUACAUAUACUUUUUGAGCCAUAAAACUAGUGCAAUAUUUAACGCAGGCUGAUAAAAGUGCCAUGUAAGUUCUGAAGAAAGAUGGACCACCGCCAACAUGGUAUGAUAUGAAGUUGGCAACUUAUCUUUUAUUAUGUAGUGUGGUGACCUUCUUGAAAUCAGGCUACACAUAUGACGAAAAGAUCAUCAAAGGUGACGAAAAGACCUUCACAAAGGGUGAAACGACUAUACAAAAGAAAAGUGUAACAGGAUGUCUUGGUGCUCCCAUUACAUUGGAUCCAAUGGACUGGAUGAAUCCUGCAUACUACGUGCGAUGGACUCAAAACGAUGUUGACCUGUCUAGUUUCAAAUACAACAUGUAUUAUGGUAAACUUAUAUUUUUUCGGUUAGCUGCAACAGAUCGCGGAGUAUACGUGGCGUACCAACGGGAAACAGCAAAAGAACUCGAAUUCACUCUAAAAAUUCCAGAUAACACUCUAACUGUGGAAGGCUUGCAAGAAAUCACAACAAACGCAUUUGAAACAGUUAUACUGAAAGUGCAUAUGGCAUCCGGGGGAUAUGGACAAUGGAAAAUGAAUGGAAUAUAUUUGAAAACUGGCGAACACCAUCAUUUGUCAUUUACGAGUGAUUCUAGAGCUCUGUUGGAGAUAGAUAACAUACAAACACGUCAUGCAGGAACCUACCAUUUCUUUUACGCGGUAGAAGGAUGCGAAAGCAGUAAACAGUGGGUUGUUAAUGUUCUUCAAACAGAUACAAAAGAAAAUUUAAAAGUAUGCCCUGGGGAUACUGCUAUACUGAAGUCAACAUCAUUGGAUGGCUUGUUGACAUGGAAACGGGAAAACAACAUUGAAAUAUUUUCAAACUCAAAGUACGAACUUACAGACGAUACACACGUGUUAAAAAUUCAUAAUGUGUCCCAAAGAGAUGCUGGUGUGUAUAUAGCAUUAGCUGUUGACGGAAGUAAAGUUACGUAUACACUAACAGUGCCGGACACAACCUUGCUAUCAUUGGAUAAACCCACAAAGGUUAAUGUGAACGAUCGGGUUGUACUGCGUGCGUACGCAAAGCAUAAUGGUACAUUUACGUGGAUGCAUGGGAAAACUGUUUUAACAAAAACGUCAAAAUCAAGUCAUUUUAUUUUUCCUGAUCUAAAAUCUUACAACAUAGUAAAUGGAUCUGUUUUGGGAAUUCGGGAUAUAAAAGAAGAACACGCGGGAGUUUAUAAAUUGUAUUAUCAAGUCGGCGGAUGCAAAGCAACUUUAAGUUGGUUUAUCGAGGUCCAAAAAAAUAAAGAAACAGUAUGCCCUGGGGAUACUGCUAUAUUGAGGUCAACAUCAUUGGAUGGCUUGUUGACAUGGAAAAGGGAAAACAACAUUGAAUUAUUUGGAAACUCAAAGUACGAACUUAUAGACGAUACACAUGUGUUAAAAAUUCAUAAUUUGUCUCCAAAAGAUGCUGGUGUGUAUACAGCUAUAGCUUCUGACGGAAAUAAGGUUUCAUUUACACUGACAGUGCCUGACACGACCCUGUUAUCAAUGGAUAAGUCUUUGAAAGUUAAAGUGAACGGUCGGGCUGUACUGCGUGCGUACGCAAAGCAUCAUGGUGUAUUUACAUGGAUGCAUGGAAACACUGUUUUAACAGAAACGUCAGAAGCAAGUCAUUUUAUUUUUCCUGAUCCAAAAUUUUACGACAUGGCCAAUGGAUCUGUUUUGGAAAUUCGGAAUAUACAGAAAGAACAUGCAGGAGUUUAUAAUUUAAAUUAUCAAAUCAACGGAUGCAAAUCAAGUUUGAGUUGGUCCAUCGAGGUUCAAAAAAUUGAAGCGAAAAGUAUGAAAGUCUGUCCAGGCUCUAUAGCCGUUAUGAAUCCAGUAUCGAUGCAAGAAAAUGGUCUGUUGUUAUGGCAACGAGACAGUGUAGAUAUACAAGAAACAGCCAGAUAUGAUUUUAGCGCUUACAACCACGUAUUAAAAAUCUAUGAUGUUAAACCGAAUGAUGCUGGUGUGUACACAGCCUUAGCAAACGAUGGGGAUAAAACUUUGUUUACAUUGCACGUUCCAGAUACAACUCUACAAUUACUCGACAGUGGUUACAAUGUAUUCGCUAGAAAACACGAUCGAGUUAUUUUACGUAUACAGACUACACAUCGAGGAGAAUCAACAUGGAAAUUUGAAAACAAACUUUUAAUUUCUUCACCAUCUAGUGAGCAUUUUGUAUUCCCGGAUUCCAAAGUGUAUGGGAUAGCUAAUGGUUCCGUCCUAGAAAUACACAACAUCCACGAACAGCAUGCUGGGACGUAUACAUUUGACCAUCUAGUUGAUAGCUGUCGAAACGAAGUAAAAAUUUUUGUACAUGUUAUGAAGAAGAAGUUUGUCCCAGAAAGAUUUAGCGACCCGAUCGCAUCUUACAAGGUGGUAGCACCACCAGGUGAACAUCCGACAAUCACUCUACGUAUUAACUUAGCCGUCAUCCUAGUGAUUGUUUUUGCCGUCAUAGUCGGAAUCAUCUAUGUGUGUUUUAUUCUAUGCAAAGAUCUUACCCAAACAUUUGAAAGGCUUCACUAUUCGAGAUAUCUUCCUCCUUUAUCUUCAUUCGACAAAGAAAAAUACAUCAAACAAAUCAAGAAGGUUUGGGGAAGAUCUGUUAAAAUGAUGAAGAAAUAUAAUCCUUUUAAUAAGGCAACAAUCAAGGAAAAUCAUACGUAUGAAGAGCUACCUUCGCAAGAUUACGAUUCACUUUCUGAUCAUGAUGAAUUUGAUCAGGACAUUGAAGCAUAUGACACUGCCAAUAGCGACGUGGAAUCUGAAAAAGAUGACAAAAAUGAGAUAACGCAUGUCAAUGGCUGUUAUGGAAGUUUUGAGUCCAAUGACGAGACGAGGGAGAAGAAUAUAGGCAGAACAUCUCAACAAGAUAUUGAACCCAUAUAUGAUAGUCCUACAGAAGAACACAUUUAUAGCGAUAUUUCAAAUGACGAAGAAAAUAUACAGUAGCUAA
Messenger RNA from Hydractinia symbiolongicarpus, 3362 nucleotides. Its product is annotated as obscurin-like. NCBI's taxonomy places the organism in Eukaryota, Metazoa, Cnidaria, Hydrozoa, Anthoathecata, Hydractiniidae. The transcript is spliced from 12 exons. The record is from RefSeq and is a predicted model, not a curated record. The coding region runs from base 479 to 3358 and encodes 959 amino acids.